Molecule: messenger RNA, 1868 nt
Organism: Mugil cephalus (flathead mullet)
Lineage: Eukaryota; Metazoa; Chordata; Actinopteri; Mugiliformes; Mugilidae
Product: basic helix-loop-helix transcription factor scleraxis-like
Exons: 3
Coding region: 536-1183 (215 amino acids)
Biological process (GO): regulation of transcription by RNA polymerase II; developmental process
Molecular function (GO): RNA polymerase II transcription regulatory region sequence-specific DNA binding; protein dimerization activity; DNA-binding transcription factor activity, RNA polymerase II-specific
Source: RefSeq, a predicted model, not a curated record
UGGAGCAAAGAGGCAGAGAGAGGCAGAGAGACCGAGAGAGAGACCGAGAAGGUGUUGGCACAUAGUAGUUUUUGGGUAGUUUGACUUUUGGGACUGAAACAGACAAACAGAAACAAAUGAAAGAGUUCAACAUGGCGUUAUAGAUGUUGUUUUUUUUUCCUAAGGAGAAGAAGAAGCCGAUAUUUGGGAUGUGAAGAGUGAACCGAGAGAAAACAACAACAAGGACCUGGAACCAACCUGCAGCUUGGAGGUCAAGUUGCUUUGACCUCUGUUUUAGGAUCAACUUGCUAAUGCUUCACCACCAUCAAAGGGAAGUUAUAAACCUAACUUAUAAGGGAAACCUCUAAUUCAUUUUGUCUAACUCCUUUGCAAAGAAGAGACUGUGAAGACCUUUAACUGACAGCAUCAACAAACUGCUCAGUUCAUCUUCUGGUAACAAACAUUACCAGCUACCGCUACCGCCAACAGCUAGCACCUUUCCUCGAGGAAGUCUUCAGCAGGACUGACCAGCAGCUGUCACAUUGUUGUGGUGAAGAUGACAUUCGCCAUGCUGCGCACGGCGCCUCCCGCAGGCCGCUUCUUGUACGGCGACAUCGCCCUCCUCUCUGAAGAUGACGACGAGAACGGCAGCGAGGGCUCGGGCUCCGAGGAGCGCAACACCAAUUCAUCCAACUACCGCCUGUCCUCCUCGUCCCCAUCUGCCUUUCACAUCAAGGUGAACAGGAAGAGGAAGCUGUGCGGGGGAGUAGGGGGCGCGAUGAUGGACGUGGGGGAGAUGGUGGAGAGGCUAGGCCAGCCGGGCUCAUCUCCCCACGGGGAGGUUCGCCAGAGGACGGCCGCCAACGCGCGGGAGAGGGAUCGCACCAACUCCGUCAACACAGCGUUCACGGCGCUGCGCACGCUCAUCCCCACCGAGCCUGCAGACAGGAAGCUGUCAAAGAUCGAGACGCUACGCUUGGCCAGCAGCUACAUAAGCCACCUGGGGAACGUGCUGCUCCUGGGUGAAGGGCUUCACGACGGACAGCCGUGCCACGCUCCCUCACCGCCGUUCUUUCACGUCAGCUCCUCCCCCAACCGAGGAUCCGACCAAUCGGCUCAGCCGAAGCACAUCUGUACCUUCUGCCUCAGCAACCAGAGGAAAAUGAACAAAGACAGAGAUAGGAAGACGGCCAUCAGAAGCUAACAACGAGGACACAAACCACGUGGAUAAAAUGCUCAUCACUCUGACAGCCCUUCCAGUGAAUUUACGAUUGCUGCAACUUGAGGGACUCGUGAUGCAUUUCAAAGACUUUUUAAGGACUUCUGUAGCACUUCCAGGACUUUUCAAGGAACCUUUUUGAUUUCUUCUUCUCUUUCUUUAAAGGAACUUCCUAUUAUUUCUCAGAGUUUUGAAACAUUUAACGGUACUUUCAAAGUGCUUUGACAACCAUCCUUUUUUUUUUUUUUUUUUUACUGUACUGCUCAGUGACUCUUUGCUCAGAGUCAGAAGAACUUAUGGCACAUGAUCGUAAAACACACCAAACCCACACACAUUUGUAUUCAUCGAAACCUGUGUGGCACUAACGUGUAAACUGAAAUAUAAAUGUAUAUUUAUGUGAUAUAACAUUAUAUAAUGAAACUAUGUUAUUUAACAUAUGGCAUAUGACAUUUUUGACUUUUUUAAGGUACAAACUUUGGGUUUGUGGCAUCACAAAAAAAAAAAAAAAAAUGCUGGAAAAUGAGUUGGUUUCGGUUAUUCCUAAUAAUCAUUUCUGAAUGUGUGAAAUGAAUCAAGACGACCAAUAAAUUGUUUGUAUAUCUGGAAGCGAAUUCGUUCUUAUGUUUUCUCAUAUUUUGAGCAGAUUGGACCAAUAAACAUCAUAAACGUU